Messenger RNA from Haliotis rubra (blacklip abalone), 2851 nucleotides. RefSeq names its product serine-rich adhesin for platelets-like. NCBI's taxonomy places the organism in Eukaryota, Metazoa, Mollusca, Gastropoda, Lepetellida, Haliotidae. Bases 79 to 2451 code for a protein of 790 amino acids. The transcript is spliced from 4 exons. The record is from RefSeq and is a predicted model, not a curated record.
GUAGUUUGAAAUCUGCCAGAUAUAGAAGCGUUUGCCUGUUGACGAUCACCCCAGCUGAUCCUAGGUGAUACUAACAAGAUGGAAAAAGCGCUCAUCUGGCUUACUCUCUUCAGAGGUUUGCUGUGCUGUAUAUUUGAAGGAACCGAUUUCAUGAUAGUAUCCCCAGUGGUAGACGAUGUGGUGCCUUGGCGUCUACUUCAGAUCACUGCCAGUGGGAAAGAAGGAACAUUAGUUACAGUCUCCACGAGAUCUCCAAUAAAACAAGAAAAUCACGAACAAGUAAUCGCGAACAAUGGUUUUGCCCAAUUCUCCCUUCAACACUCAACUCAUACAAUAACAACUGAAAACAUUCCAUUCCCAAUAAAGAAGAAUGGCAUCCGAGUAAAUGCAACUGAACCCGUGGUGGUAUUCGUGUACGCAGACAACAUUGACGGCUAUACCGCCAUCACACGGACAAACACGACAUCGUACGUAACGGCCUCCACCACUGCCUCCCAGGCUGAUAUGGACGCGAAGUCCUACAUUGCAAUUGCAGCAUUUGAGGAAGGAACAGAAGUCGUGGUCCAGCUGAGAAAUAACGUGAACUUGCAUGAAGCUCAGUUUGGUAACAGGGAGUACGAGGACAAUGAUAUCAUCAGUGCCAUCAUAAAUGCUUCUGAUGUGAUGUUUAUAUGGUGUUUUAACGAUCUGACAGGUUCUCAGAUUACUGCCAAUAAACCCGUGUCUGUGUUUGCUGGUGUAACGUGUGCACAUGUUCCAGAAGGAAGCUCUAGAUGUCAGGCAGUCGCCGAGCAGAUGAUACCAUAUGACUUGUUACGAGGUGAUGUUCUCAAUUUUCCAGUGUUUGACAUAUCGGACAAUACAUUGUUCAGAGUUAUUUCAGCACAAAGCACAACCGAUGUAUUAGUGGGAUCUGAUUUUCACGAACUUGUUCAACGAGGUUCCAUUGUAUCCUGGGAGAGUUCUUCCCCCAAUGGACAAGUGGUAUCCAGCAACAAGUCAAUUAUUAACGUACAGUAUCAACCCGAUGGUGGCAGCGUGUAUUGGCCCCUUCAGACCACGAUGUUGCCGUUUAGUAUGUUCUCUGCCACACACACGAUAUUUGCUUUACGUGAUGCUGACACCAAACUUGUCAUUAUUACAUCGAAAUCACAGAACAACCAUUAUGAGUUUGUUUUGGAUGACCAGCCAAUGACUCAGUUCACUAUUGUAGAGGUACACAGUGCCUAUGUUGCCGUGAGGAGCACGCUAUCCCCAGGCAUGCACACACUAAGGUCACUGGACAGCAAGGAGGUGGCUGUGUAUGUGUAUAGCUAUAACACAGCUGCAGCUUUGAGUUUCCACGGAGCCUGUACUGUCCAAAAACUAACGGAGCAAUCCACCAUCGGUUUGGCAUCAUCGUCGCAAGCUGCUCUAGCCUCAUCUGUGGUCAUCAUUCAGUCAGCAUCUACAACACCCGAGUCUUCAACACUUGAAUCUACCAUGCCCCAUUCAUCAACAGUGGUAUCUACCAUGCCCCAUUCAUCAACCCCGGUAUCUGCCACGCCCCAGCCAUCAACAUCGGUAUCUGCCACGCCCCAGUCAUCAACAGCGGUGUCUACCUUUCCCCAGUCAUCAACAUCGGUAUCUACCUUGCCCCAGUCAUCAACAUCGGUAUCUUCCUUGCCCCAGUCAUCAACAUCGGUAUCUAUCUUGCCCCAGUCAUCAACAUCGGUAUCUGCUAUGCCCCAGUCAUCAACAUCGCCAUCUACAAGAUCCCAUUCAUCAACACAGUCAUCUACAAGAACCCAUUCAUCAACACAGUCAUCUACAAAGACACAUUCAUCAACACAGGCAUCUACCGUCCUCAAACCAUCAGCACCGGUAUCUACAACACCCCAAUCAUCAACACAGGUAACUACCAUGCUCGAUCCAUCAACACAGCUAUCUACCAUGCUUGAUCCAUCAACACAGGCAUCUACCGUCCUCGAACCAUCAGCACCGGUAUCUACAACACCCCAAUCAUCAACACAGGUAACUACCAUGCUCGAUCCACCAACACCGGUAUCACCAAUGUCCCAGACAUCAAACGGACUGGACAGCACCACUGUUAUAUCUGUUGACUCAGCAGGGUCAUCUGGUGUUGCAGUGACUGUAGCCUCUCCCCAAACCACAUCCAUCUCCUCCUCGACACCGUCCAUAACUACAUCACCAUGCACUCCCGCCGCAUGCCACUAUCUUUGUUACACACCAACUAAUGCCUCGCAAAUGUUGCAACUCAUUCGUAACCUAACUCUCCUGAAGCGGUCGUUGGGGUCUUCAAUCCGGAAGCGAACCAGUGUCCAUGACGACAGACCAUCAGCGAAGGGGAUUGGUUACACUGGUGUUGUACUGAUGCUUGUACCCGUAUGUUUGCUGUUCCUGGGCGACUUGAGCACAAUUAUACGAGACAUCAAGGGUCACAUACGGUGAGACAUCGUAACAUGGUGAACAUUUUCGUGUUGGUGACUUCACCACAAUGGUUAAGUAACGUUGUUGUGUCGUUAUUCAAACCUUAAGUGACCAACAGUCCAAGUUUGAUUCAAACCAAUCCAAAACCUAAAUACAUGACACGUUUUAUGGAUAAUAACUUCUUUUUGUUCUAUAUAUGACUUUUCAGAGCUACUUCUUGCUUCUUCAUCAGGUGAAUGACAGGAUGAAAGAGCAAGAAGUAGCUCGGAAACGUCGUACAAAGAAUCUAAGGAAGCUGUUAUGCAUGAAACAUAAAAGUAUGAUUCAUGUUCGUCCAACUUCUAAAAGCCUUUCAACAACUUCAUUCCAAACGCAGUAUGUUUAUCACAGCCAUGAUGACAGUAGAGAUGUAAUACUCUGU